Molecule: messenger RNA, 2716 nt
Organism: Acanthoscelides obtectus
Lineage: Eukaryota; Metazoa; Arthropoda; Insecta; Coleoptera; Chrysomelidae
Source: the annotation of a GenBank genome assembly
GGUAUGCAUAACGCUAGCCAGUAUGAACCAAUUCGUGUCAAAAGUUAUAUAGAGUUCCUCACAUGGUACAACAAAAAUGUUCAAUUGUUGUGUACUAGUGGUGUUAGUUCUAACUUUGUUGUGUUGUCUUGUUUGUGUCGGUUGUAAUGUGCAAAGUUAUGAGGAAUUUGAGAGGAAUUUGAUACAUCAGUUGAAGCUGCAGGCCAAUUUGGCGCGGACUAGGUGUAAUAAAGAGGGAUAUGUUCUUAUUUACGGGAAAUGCAGGGAGGUUUUUCCAGAAUAGGAAUCGCUCAUCACCUAGCCGGUCUUCCAGGCCCACCCCCAGAAUGGGCGAUGUUGAGCGGACGAAAUCCUUAUCCGCAUGGUCCUUUCAUAGGUCAUCAUCAUCCUCACUUCCCACCACAGAUGUUUGCUGCCCUCGAUAGACCUUUAAACACCUCACCGCGGAUAACAAACGAACCUUCAUCGACGUCUUUAGGUCCCAUCAGCAUAAACUGCAGUAGUAGUGCGCACAGCACAACUUCUCCCAAAACAUCCCCAGCAUCCCAAGUUGGUCUCCUCACCACAGCGGGAGAUUCUCAGUCACCCCAAGAGGAGGACAACAUAUCCGUCACGGCUUCUCCCACUCCUUCCCCUCAACCGUCACCUGCUUUUCCCGGAAUUCCUCCCUCUCCCCAGCUAUUUAACAACGCAUUGGCUGCCAGUUUAUUCCUGAACAACCCUCUACUGCCUCCUCCAGGACAGUGGUUCUAUUCUCAAUUAUAUCCCCAGGAUUGGAGCUGGAUGAACUUUAGGAACAAUGCAGCGUUGGCAAGGAGUACAUCACAAGACGAUUCUUCACAAAAUCCCGACAGUUCCAGUGAAAAACUGGACGUAACAGAAGUAGAUGACGAUAGCAAAGAUGUAAAGGACAUCAAGGACAAACCCGAAGUGAAAGGAGAGAAGUUGGAAAAAGAAGAAAAACCAUCGGAGGGGAUCAAUCUGAGCUUAAAAGUGAGGAAAGCUGCCAUAACCUUAGUGAGACAGAAAGAUGAAGUCAGUUCUAGUGAAAGGGAUGAUGUAAGAAGCAGUGCUAGGGACACAAACAGAAACGUGUGGAGACCUUACUAGUAUUAUGAUGAUAUAUAAUAGCUUAGGAACUGGCAUUCGAUGAAUCUGAGUUUGCAAAGUGUGAGUGCGACAUUAACAAACGUUAACAGAAAAUGGAUCAAAUGUACCAAUCCGGGAUUUGCUAAUCCUCUUGGUGCAUUUUUCAAUCUUCUCCAGAGUAGUCUAAUAUACUUAAUCUGGCGAUUCCUAACGUAGCUUUAUAAAAAAAUUGGAAUCGAAAAUGGCGUGCCAUACCUCACUAUAUUAGGAAAAAUUGCAGUAACUGCUAAUCAGUGAUUCCGAAGGUAUGACAAAGAUGUUGAAGAUCCAGUCAAGACUCAUAACUCAUUUUAAGAUGGACUAAUUUGUUUUCUGGACGAAAGUGAUGCACAGUUCAUUCAUGCACCAUGGUGCGGGUUUACUAAUACUCUCAAAAUACAGUGUGUCAAAUAUAUUCAUAUAAUUUUGUUAUUAUCUAACACACGAACAUGCGCUUUCUCAUAAUACUAAGCAUGAAAUCAACUUAGUAGUAUUAUGAGUGGAACACUCUGUAUUAAGAUUCAAAGUGUGGUAUUCCAAAUUUGCAUAUGUAUUAUGUUCAAUUGCCACAAACGACAAAAAGUUAUUCAAGAUGAGCAACUAAAAAGUUCCAGUUAUAUCAGCAGAGUUGUCCUGGGAGACUUAAUUUAGUUCAAAUAUGUGAGGUAUGUUUCUAAAGUUAUAGAAGUUUUUUCUGCUGAUUUUAUCAAUCAUACAAAAAUUACAUUACCUAUACCAAUAAAAAUUGCAAAAUAUGUUAGUAUAAUUGUAAUUCAAGAAUUCAAGACGUACCAUCACAUCCAUAUUUCGCACUAAUUUUAGACCCCUAAAAUUACUUAUCAUUUUGUGAAACACUCAAAGCUAAUGAAUUUUGCAUAUAAAAUGAGGAUGGUAUGUUCCAAGUAGUUAGAGCCGAGUUGAAUUUCCAUAACAUUGGAAACAUCAUUUGUAUUAAUUAUUCAGUAAAGUCUGUACUUUGUAUUUCAAAUUAAGUCUAGUAAGAUACUCGUACAUAGAAAAAAAGAUGUCUGGUCUCGGGUAAAAAUACCUGACGGAGUGAUUACUACAUGUCCUAUGGAACUUCGGUUUUUCAUAACUAUAAUCACAAUGUACAUAUUUUGAUUCCAUCCUUUUUAAACGUAAUGAGGGUGCUCUUUCAGUAGACAACAAGCUCACUGAGGUAGUUUUUAUUUGACUUGUUUGUAUUAUACAGCUAUGGUUCUAGAUAUUCACCAAUACUAAAUGUUCUGCCGCCGCAAUACAUUUCUAACCUUAUACUUGGAUAUGUGUAUCUUCAAAACAGAAUUAUCCGUCUAAAGAGCACAUAGUCUAUUAGACCCCUGUCUGAGCACCGUCACUACGAAAUGUCGUAAAUCUGAAUGUAUAUCAAAGUCCCUCCAAAUGGACAAGAAUUAUCGAAUUUCACGGAUACCCAUGCUGAUGUCCAAUUUUAUACACCACAACACUCUUUGACGUUAUAUAACCUGUACAACCAACUUGUACAUACUAAUUUUUAAGAAGAUUGUUACCAUAUCGAUUGAUUUAUGUAGAACAUUAUGUUUGUAAAUAAAUUGUUGUAACAAAAUCA